GUGCUGCGGAAGAAGCAGCUCGGCCGGAAGUACACCGGCAGCGGGAGCGGAAGUGAAAGCAAUCCCAGUGGCGCUCUGCAGGCGAACUCGUGCGGGCGCACCGGCGGGGCCUUCAAGUGCGAAGUCUGCGAGAAGAGUUUUGCAUGGGCGAGUAAACUAAAGACGCACAAAAUGUACCACACUGGUGAAAAGCCAUUUAGCUGUGACCUCUGUCCGAAGCGUUUUACUCAGAAAUGCAAUCUUGUCAAGCACAUUAGGACACACACUGGUGAAAAACCAUUCAAAUGUGACGUAUGUAGUAUGCGUUUUACUGAGAAAGGCGAUCUUGUCAGGCACGUGAGGACACACACCGGUGAAAAGCCAUACAAGUGUGAAGUGUGUAAAAUGCGCUUUACGAAGAAAGACCAUCUUGUAAGACACAUUAGGACACACACUGGUGAAAGGCCACACACGUGUGAUGUGUGUAGCAAGGCUUUUAGUCAACCAUCAAAUCUCAACAGACACAAAGCAAUUUGUAUUUCAAUUGGUGCUCUUGUUGCAGGCGGCGGGCGCAGCUCCUCCUGCGGGGCGUCCCACGGUGAGGGUCCUGGAGAAGUCACCAUCGACAGGGGCCCCGAGCUGGACCUCAAACAAGACGACGAGCAGCUGGGGCUGGUGGUAGCGGCGUGCUUCUCACUGCAGGACGAGCAGUGCCCAGUAGAGAACGACGGGAUGGGAGGCCGUGGGGACGGUGCGGUACAGCCCGGGGAAGGUCCUGGGGACAGCAGCCAUGUACAGCCCAAGGACGGCGAGGUGCAGCCCGAGCAGCGCGACGAAGAAGUGGCGCCUCCUCCCGGCGACGCAACCAGGCAGGGCGGCUCUAAUGUCCGAUGUGGAACCCGCGACGCUCAGCCGGUGCAGAACAAACAGCAGGACGACCAGAAGGCCUCGCGGGUGCUGCGGAAGAAGCAGCUCGGCCGGAAGUACACCGGCAGCGGGAGCGGAAGAAAAGGCAAUCCCAGUAGCGCUCUGCAGGCCAACUCGCCCGGGGGCGCCGGCGGGGCCUUCAAAUGCGAAGUCUGCGAGAAGAGUUUUGCAUGGGCGAGUAAACUAAAGAGGCACAAGAUGUACCACUCUGGCGAAAAACCAUUUAGCUGUGAUCUCUGUCUAAUGCGUUUCACUCAGAAAGGCAAUCUUGUCGUUCACGUGAGGACACACACUGGUGAAAAGCCAUACAAGUGUGACGUGUGCGAAAUGCGUUUCACUGUGAAAGGCCCUCUUGUCGUUCACAUGAGGACACACACCGGUGAAAAGCCUUUCAGGUGUGACGUAUGUAAAAUGUGUUUUGCUCACAAAAACACUCUUGUCGAUCACGUGAGGACACACACAGGUGAAAAGCCUUUUAAGUGUGACGUAUGUACAAUGUGUUUUACUCAAAAAUGCAGCCUUGUCAAGCACACGAGGACACACACUGGAUAAGCCAUACACGUGUGAUUUGUCUAGUAAGGCUUUUGGUCAAAUAUCAAAUCUCAAGAGAGAAGAAACAAUUUU
Molecule: messenger RNA, 1530 nt
Organism: Frankliniella occidentalis (western flower thrips)
Lineage: Eukaryota; Metazoa; Arthropoda; Insecta; Thysanoptera; Thripidae
Product: zinc finger protein OZF
Exons: 2
Coding region: 172-1458 (428 amino acids)
Biological process (GO): regulation of transcription by RNA polymerase II
Cellular component (GO): nucleus
Molecular function (GO): RNA polymerase II cis-regulatory region sequence-specific DNA binding; DNA-binding transcription factor activity, RNA polymerase II-specific
Source: RefSeq, a predicted model, not a curated record